AUUAGCAUAGAGGAGCGAAUAAACGUCUCUACCCGCCUCUUCUCGAGCAUAGAUCGUCAGCGUCAUCAUGCCUGAACCCGCCAAGUCCGCGCCCAAGAAAGGCUCCAAGAAGGCCGUCACAAAGACCGCCGGUAAAGGAGGAAAGAAGCGCAGAAAGAGCAGGAAGGAGAGCUACGCUAUCUACGUCUACAAAGUCUUGAAGCAGGUUCAUCCCGACACCGGAAUCUCUUCCAAGGCGAUGGGGAUCAUGAACUCUUUCGUCAACGACAUCUUCGAGCGCAUCGCCGGUGAAGCGUCUCGUCUCGCUCACUACAACAAGCGCUCCACCAUCACUUCCAGAGAGAUCCAGACCGCCGUGCGUCUGCUGCUGCCCGGGGAGCUGGCCAAACACGCCGUGUCUGAGGGCACCAAGGCCGUGACCAAGUACACCAGCUCCAAGUAGAGCAGCCCAGACCCACAAACCACAAAGGCUCUUUUAAGAGCCACCCAA
Molecule: messenger RNA, 490 nt
Organism: Puntigrus tetrazona (Sumatra barb)
Lineage: Eukaryota; Metazoa; Chordata; Actinopteri; Cypriniformes; Cyprinidae
Product: histone H2B-like
Exons: 1
Coding region: 68-442 (124 amino acids)
Cellular component (GO): nucleosome
Molecular function (GO): protein heterodimerization activity; DNA binding; structural constituent of chromatin
Source: RefSeq, a predicted model, not a curated record